Botrytis porri is the source of this 252-nucleotide messenger RNA. RefSeq lists its product as uncharacterized. The transcript is spliced from 3 exons. Lineage: Eukaryota; Fungi; Ascomycota; Leotiomycetes; Helotiales; Sclerotiniaceae. The record is from RefSeq and is a predicted model, not a curated record. Gene Ontology annotation, biological process: proton motive force-driven ATP synthesis. The coding region runs from base 1 to 252 and encodes 83 amino acids.
AUGGUUUCUUACUAUCAAAUCGCCGGAAAGCAAGUUGGCUCCCACUACUUAGCUAUGGCAGUUCUCGGUUCGAUGGCUGGACUCGUCACUUUGUCCACUCGUGGUGGAUCUGCUGCAAAGAAGGAGUCAACUCCACCAAUUAACGCCAAAAGUCCAGAUGAGGAGAAAUACAUUAAGGACUUCAUGGCAAGCAUCGAGGGAAGCAAGAAUGGAAACAACGCAGACUCAACCAAGAAGGAUGCCGGAAGAUAA